Messenger RNA from Cheilinus undulatus (humphead wrasse), 3551 nucleotides. RefSeq names its product recombining binding protein suppressor of hairless-like. The record is from RefSeq and is a predicted model, not a curated record. Bases 14 to 1504 code for a protein of 496 amino acids. Gene Ontology annotation, cellular component: nucleus; MAML1-RBP-Jkappa- ICN1 complex. Gene Ontology annotation, molecular function: RNA polymerase II cis-regulatory region sequence-specific DNA binding; DNA-binding transcription activator activity, RNA polymerase II-specific. Gene Ontology annotation, biological process: regulation of transcription by RNA polymerase II; Notch signaling pathway. The transcript is spliced from 11 exons. Lineage: Eukaryota; Metazoa; Chordata; Actinopteri; Labriformes; Labridae.
AGUUAUUUGGAAGAUGGCGCCCGUUGUUACGGGAAAGUUUGGUGAGAGACCACAGCCUCAGCGUUUGACAAGGGAGGCUAUGAGGAAUUAUUUAAAGGGGAAGGAUGAUCAAACAGUUCUCAUAUUACAUGCAAAAGUUGCACAGAAGUCAUAUGGCAAUGAGAAAAGGUUUUUCUGCCCGCCACCAUGUGUGUAUCUGAUGGGCAGUGGCUGGCAAAAGAAGCUAGAGAAUAUGGAGAAGGAGGGUUGUACUGAGCAGGAGGCUCAGCCAUGUGCAUUUAUUGGGAUAGGCAACAGUGAUCAGGAGAUGCAGCAACUCAAUCUAGAGGGGAAGCACUUCUGCACUGCUAAGACACUGUAUAUCAGUGACUCAGACAAAAGGAAACACUUCAUGCUGUCUGUGAAGAUGUUGUACGGAAACAGCGCAAACAUAGGAGUCUUCCUUAGCAAGAGGAUCAAGGUCAUCUCCAAGCCCUCCAAAAAGAAACAGUCCUUGAAAAAUGCAGAUUUGUGUAUAGCUUCAGGCACCAAGGUGGCAUUGUUCAACCGUCUGCGUUCUCAGACGGUUAGUACCAGGUAUCUUCAUGUGGAGGGUGGAAACUUUCUUGCAAGCUCCCAACAGUGGGGAGCCUUUUACAUUCACCUGUUGGAUGAUGAGGAGUCUGAAGGAGAGGAGUUUGCUGUUAGAGAUGGCUACAUUCACUAUGGCCAAACCGUCAAACUGGUCUGCUCUGUUACUGGCAUGGCCCUGCCUAGACUGAUCAUUCGCAAAGUGGAUAAGCAGGCUGCAUUAUUGGAUGCAGAUGACCCAGUGUCACAGCUUCACAAGUGUUGCUUCUACCUGAAAGAUACAGAAAGAAUGUAUCUCUGUCUCUCGCAGGAAAGGAUCAUACAAUUCCAGGCCACACCAUGCUCCAAAGAGACUAACAAGGAGAUCAUUAAUGACGGGGCAUCUUGGACUAUCAUUAGCACUGACAAGGCAGAAUACACCUUUUAUGAGGGUAUGGGCCCUGUCCCUACACCAGUCACACCUGUCCCUGUAGUUGAAAGUCUGCAGUUAAAUGGUGGUGGAGAUGUGGCAAUGUUGGAGCUGACUGGACAGAACUUCACUCCUAACCUCAGAGUGUGGUUUGGAGAUGUGGAGGCUGAUACCAUGUACAGAUGUGGUGAGAGUGUUCUGUGUGUGGUGCCAGACAUCUCUGCCUUCAGGGAGGGCUGGCGCUGGGUGAGACAGCCAGUACAGGUUCCAGUCACACUGGUCAGAAACGAUGGCAUCAUCUACUCCACCGCCCUCACUUUCACCUACACCCCUGAACCAGGACCCAGACCUCACUGCAGUGCUGCUGGGGCCAUCCUGCGGUCACACAGCACCUCUUCAUCAUCACCAGCAUCGUCAUCCUCACCUUCAUCCUCUUUGGGUGGGCUCGGUGACGGCCAAGGGGCUUAUAGCAGUAGUGACUCAGGCAUGUCAUCAGGAGGGUCGACUAUGUCAGUGCUGUCAUAGUGAUACUUAUCCUAUACAUGUGCUGUUGUUGUUUGUUUGUUUUGACCACUGGAUGACUUAGAGAAAAUGUGUGCAUGGACUUUUCCAAAGAGGGUCAUGGACCUAUGAAAUAGCACACAGACUGAAAUGUUUUUAACAGAGAAAGCAGUCAUCAUCGGGAAAGCUCCAGACUCCAGAGAGAUGAGAAAUGGACUCAGUCCCCUCUUUAGCUCCCUCUUGUGGUUGGUCACAGACAAGUCAAAGACUCCCAAUCAGAAGACCUUUACACAUCCAAGACUUGGACCUAUGGAUGAAUCUUGUUCAAACCGUCAAAACAACAGAAUUGUGUUUUUAUACACUUGUGGGUUUAGAGCUAUUUUCACAGUUCUCUCUUUCUACCAGGAUCAUGUUUUUUAUUAAAAACUUGAUUUGUCUGUUGUGUGUAAGGGAAAAAUGUGUUAUAAGAGUUACAUAGUUUUAUGGACCAAGGAUUAUUAUUAUAUUAUUUUAUUCAUAUUGUAUUUUAUAAGCUUUUCCACGGUACAUUUUACAUAUUUUGUCAUGUUUCUUAUGAUACUGAAUAAUAGUUUCAAUUUUGUUACCAAAUAGAUUUUACGUACAUCUCCUACCAGGGUCGGAUGUAACAUUUAGUGUGUUUCUUUUAAUAGUCUGAAGGCAGCUCCUCUGCUUUUCUCCACUUUAUUUCAACUUCACUGGUGUGUUUGAGAAUAAUGAUUACUUAACAGCAGUGCCUGUUUGUCCUGCAUGCUGUGUAACUGUAAAAAGAAAUGAUCAUAAUUAUGGCAAUUACGGCACAAGCUGCUUUGAUGGUGUAGCUCAGUGAACCUAACCAGUUAGUCUCAGAACACUUUAAAGAUAGAGUUUUGAUGAGAAAAUGUUUGCAUAUGCAUCAGGUAUUAGUAUAUUCUCAGAAACCAGGGCCUAUGUUUUCUUUUGAGUAUGGUCAGUGUAAGUCUGAAGACUAACACUGAAAUCAUAACAAAAUCAAUCCCUCCUUUACAAAAUUAUGCACUCAACAAACUCCCUCUAAAUGUAGAGUUCUACUAAAUCAAGGAACAAAGAAGGAUAACUAUGUCUGCUACUUUGGAUGGGGAUUAAGUUGAGUUUGGGUAGGGGCCUUUGUGUUGAAGAAAGCUUUAACAUUGUCUUUGCCUUUUAGCUGUGCCUUCAGCCAGCUUUGCUAAUCAGUACAUUGGGAGUGUGUCUUGUUGUAGUAUAUUUUUUUUUAAUCAUGGCUUCUGACUGCAAAGACAUUGAAGCAUUUGUUAAACAUCGGCUUUGGAUGCACUCUCGGUCCUGUGAAACUUGGUAACAACCUGUAUUAGUCCAAAGUCAGCUUUUUUUCUGCCUCUAUACAUAACUUUCUCACCAGUUUAAACAUAUAAACUGAAUUUUUGACCUGAUAAAUUAGUCACCUUUCAAAUGUAUGUCAUGCUUAAAGUUUUCUAAAGUAACAAACUUUUUUUCCCUAAUACUGCAACUUCAGUGUUUUAAAGUUUCUAGUAACCAUCCAAACAUGGCAUUAGGAAGAUGUUAUGACAAAAACUAUGAUUUUACAUAAUAACUCUUCAUUCUCCAUUAUUUUUCAUGCUGUUAUUGCACAGUUUUCUCCUGGUGCCUCAUUUUUUAAUUUAAAUUAAGUUCACUUCCCCACAAUUUGAGAAUGGAUGUCGUGUUAUUAUUCCAGUUACACUGUUGUUGUCAACAGGGGUGAAAGGAUGGGGCACUCCUGGUUGGCCCUGUUUUUAAAUCUUUGAAUUUGUGAUCACUGCCUGGGUCACUUUUUAUGUUAUUGGUCAGACAUAUUAUCUACUAGCUGAGGUGUAUUCUUUUAAGAUAAACUGUGAGCUGGCCUGCUGUAUCCAUCUCAUCAUGUCAUCAUACUGGCAGCUUUAUUGGCAUGUUCAUUGCUUUUGUUUUAAUGCAGUAACUAAGUGUCUUUACUGUCAUGUUUGUUUUGUAAUUGUGAGCCCCUCUGUCUUUUCAGUCGGGUGUGCUGCCCUUUAAGUAAAUCUCUCCUCUGAAAAAUAAUGAAUAAAAAAACUAA